Lutra lutra (Eurasian river otter) is the source of this 2763-nucleotide messenger RNA. RefSeq names its product dimethylglycine dehydrogenase (gene DMGDH). The coding region runs from base 1 to 2601 and encodes 866 amino acids. Gene Ontology annotation, cellular component: mitochondrion. Lineage: Eukaryota; Metazoa; Chordata; Mammalia; Carnivora; Mustelidae. The transcript is spliced from 16 exons. Gene Ontology annotation, molecular function: oxidoreductase activity; protein binding. The record is from RefSeq and is a predicted model, not a curated record.
AUGCUCCGCUCCGGCGCACAGCGGCUGCGGGGCCUCCCGCUGCAGAGCCUCCCGCUGCGGGGCUCCCCCGGCCCCCCGCCCUCAGCCUGCGGCCGCCAAGGAGAGGAAAACGCACCCUUAUCUGCAGAAACAAGAUGGAAAGACAGAGCCGAAACUGUGAUCAUUGGAGGCGGCUGUGUUGGUGUGAGUCUGGCUUAUCAUCUCGCCAAAGCGGGGAUGAAAGAUGUGGUCCUCCUGGAAAAAUCCGAGCUCACGGCUGGAUCUACCUGGCAUGCAGCAGGUUUAACAACUUACUUUCAUCCUGGAAUAAACUUGAAGAAGAUACAUUAUGCUAGCAUCAAACUUUAUGAGAAAUUGGAAGAAGAAACUGGACAGGUGGUGGGAUUCCAUCAGCCAGGUAGUAUCAGAAUUGCCACAACUCCUGUAAGGGUUGAUGAAUUUAAAUAUCAGAUGACUCGGACUGGCUGGCAUGCAACAGAACAGUAUAUUAUUGGGCCUGAAAAAAUUCAAGAGAUGUUCCCUUUACUCAACAUGAAUAAGGUUUUAGCUGGACUGUAUAAUCCUGGAGAUGGUCACAUUGAUCCUUACUCUCUAACUAUGGCCCUAGCUGCUGGGGCUAGGAAAUAUGGUGCCCUUCUAAAAUAUCCCACCCCGGUGACUUCUCUGAAACCCAGGUCUGAUGGAACGUGGGAUGUUGAAACGCCACAGGGAUCUAUGAGAGCGAAUAGAGUUGUGAAUGCUGCAGGAUUUUGGGCUCGUGAAGUAGGUAAGAUGGUGGGACUAGAACAUCCUCUCAUUCCGGUCCAGCAUCAAUAUGUUGUUACAUCGACCAUACCAGAAGUGAAAGCUUUGAAACGAGAACUGCCGGUGCUCCGUGACCUGGAAGGCUCCUAUUAUCUCCGACAGGAAAGGGAUGGGCUUUUGUUUGGUCCAUACGAGAGUCAGGAGAAAAUGAAAGUGCAGGAUGCGUGGGUCACCAAUGGAGUCCCUCCAGGGUUUGGAAAGGAGCUCUUUGAGUCUGAUCUUGACCGAAUCAUGGAACACGUUGAAGCUGCCAUGGAAAUGGUUCCAGUCUUGAAAAAGGCUGACAUCAUCAAUAUCGUCAAUGGCCCUAUCACCUAUUCUCCUGACAUUCUGCCUAUGGUGGGGCCCCAUCAGGGGCUCAGAAACUACUGGGUGGCUAUAGGCUUUGGAUAUGGCAUAAUCCAUGCUGGUGGGAUGGGGAAAUAUCUCAGUGACUGGAUCCUGCAUGGAGAACCACCUUUUGAUCUGAUAGAAUUGGAUCCCAAUCGCUAUGGCAAAUGGACGACAACGCAGUACACUGAGGCCAAAGCAAGAGAGUCAUAUGGAUUCAACAAUAUUGUUGGUUAUCCUAAAGAAGAACGAUUUGCUGGGAGGCCAACUCAGCGAGUCAGCGGGCUUUAUAAAACCCUGGAGUCUAAGUGUUCCAUGGGUUUCCAUGCAGGCUGGGAGCAGCCACAUUGGUUCUACAAACCGGGUCAGGACACUCAGUACAGGCCCAGUUUUCGCCGCACAAACUGGUUUGAGCCUGUGGGGUUUGAGUAUAAACAGGUUAUGCAAAAAGUAGGGGUUAUUGACCUGUCACCAUUUGGCAAGUUUAACAUCAAAGGCCAAGACUCUGUUCGAUUGUUGGACCAUCUCUUUGCAAAUGUCAUCCCAAAGGUGGGUUUUACGAAUAUAAGUCAUAUGUUGACACCAAAAGGUCGAGUAUAUGCUGAGUUGACUGUUUCUCACCAAACUCCUGGGGAGUUUUUACUAAUAACUGGUUCUGGAUCUGAACUUCAUGAUCUUCGAUGGAUUGAAGAAGAGGCUGUCAACGGUGGAUAUGAUGUUGAAAUUAAAAACAUAACCGAUGAGCUUGGGGUCCUUGGUGUUGCAGGGCCCCAUGCAAGAAAGGUUCUUCAGAAACUGACUGCUGAAGAUCUUAGUGACGAUGUUUUCAAGUUUCUUCAAACCAAGUCUUUAAAGGUUUCAAACAUUCCUGUCACUGCUAUUAGGAUAUCUUAUACUGGUGAGCUGGGUUGGGAGCUGUACCACAGACGAGAAGACUCCGCAGCACUUUAUGACGUUAUCAUGAACGCAGGCCAGGAGGAGGGAAUCGAUAACUUCGGAACAUACGCCAUGAAUGCCUUAAGACUGGAGAAGGCUUUCAGAGCCUGGGGGUCAGAGAUGAACUGUGAUACAAAUCCCUUGGAGGCUGGACUGGAAUAUUUUGUAAAGUUAAACAAGCCAGCAGACUUCAUAGGAAAGCAAGCACUGAAACAGAUUAAAGCCAAGGGGCUGAAACGGAGACUGGUCUGCCUCACCUUGGCAACGGAUGAUGUUGAUCCGGAAGGAAAUGAAAGCAUCUGGUAUGAUGGCAAGGUGGUUGGCAACACGACAUCUGGAAGCUACAGUUACAGCAUCCAGAAGAGUCUGGCAUUUGCCUAUGUCCCUGUAGAGCUAAGUAAAGUAGGACAACAGGUGGAAGUUGAACUGUUGGGCAAAAAUUACCCAGCAAGCGUCAUACAGGAACCCUUGGUAUUGACAGAACCAACCAGAAACCGGCUUCAGAAGAAAGGUGGAAAGGACAAAAUUUGAAAAAGACCUUCGGCAGGCAACUGAAUUAUGUUAGCUCUAUGACUAUGCCAAACAUCAUAACUGAUUGUUGGGGGAAUACAAGAAACCAAGAGUUCAUUUCAAAAUCUUCACAAUCUAGAUUUGUGAUCUCAAUAAAAUCUUUCUCAAUUUUUUCCUCAGCAA